AUGCUUUGGCUACGAGAGUCUAAACGCGUAAUCUUUGAUCCUGGUGCUAUAGUCAAUGGUUCUACCACCACAGCAACAGAUGGUACUCACUAUAACGAGGAUAAGAUUUCAACCUGUGACCCUGAAGUUUUGACAUUGGAUGAGAGAACAAGAUUCAAAGAUUUCCAAGAUGACUUCAACCCACUGAAAAAUGGUGAAGUCAAACGUAAACUUUCUUCAAGACAUAUGACGUUGAUGAUCUUAGGUCAAUGUAUUGGAACAGGAUUAUUUGUAGGAUUAGCUGCCCCUUUAGUAUAUGGUGGUUCGUUGGCCCUUUUCUUGGGGUUCGUAGCUUAUGCUGUUUUAAUGAUUUGGCCGUUGAUGCAAUGCGUGGGGGAAAUGUGCUGCUACUUACCAUUAAGAGGAGCUUUUGUUCACUUUUCAGCUCGUUGGGUAGAUCCAGCAUUAGGAUUCGCAGUUUCCAUAAUGUACUUUUACACUUCCACAAUGUAUAUCUGCUUAGAAGCAGUUGCGUUUGGUGGUAUCAUAGCUUAUUGGAAACCAGAUAUUAACUCAAGUGUAUGGAUCACCCUUUGUCUCAUAUCUUAUGCUUUAUUAAAUGUAUGGGGUGUCAACUGGUACGGAGAAAUUGAAUUCUAUUCUUCCUUAGCCAAGGUCUUGUUAAUUAUAGGAUUAAUGUUGUUCUCAUUGAUCUCUAUGUGCGGCGGCAACCCAAAAGGAGAGGCCUAUGGUUUUAGCAAUUGGCCCAAAGGCGGGUUGGUGAAGGAAUACCUUGCUACUGGUGCAUGGGGCCGACUAUCUGCGUUCUGGAUGGUGAUGAUCUACGCAGCACUAAGUUGUGGAGGACCUGAUUUACUAGCAAUUUGUGCUGGUGAAGCCAGAAGACCUCGCCAUACAAUUUCAUUAGGUGCUAGAAGGACUUAUAUUCGAAUUUAUUUAUUCUAUUUUGGUGGUAUCUUUUUCAUGAACACCCUCUGUGCUUCAAAUAACAAAGAUCUACUUGUUUCAUUGUCUACCUCAGAAGGUGCAACAGCCUCUCCUUGGGUCAUUGGCAUUAAAAGUGUUGGUGUCCACGGUUUGGAUUCCAUGAUCAAUGCUGUAAUAUUGUCAUCCGCAUGGUCGUGUGGGAAUGGCUUUUUUUAUGGAUCCACGAGAACAGCUUAUUCUGCAUCUUUGGCAGGAUAUUUACCUCGAAUAUUCUCCAAAUGCUUGUCUAAUGGUACACCUAUUACGGCUGUGAUUUUGGUGUUUUGCCUCUCAGGUUUGUCAUAUUUGGCUGUGGGGUACUCCUCUUUCACCGUAUUUCAAUGGUUUAUCAAUCUAAGCUCAACGGGUAUUCUAUGCACUUACUUGUGCAUAUGGAUCUGCUUCUUUAGAUUUAGAGCAGCCAUGAAAGCUCAAGGAAAAGACAUUGAUAGUCCUGAUUAUCCGUAUUUCAAGGCACCAUGGUUUGUUCAUCCAUUUAUGUCGUAUUUCGGAUGCUUCUUCAAUGCUGCUGUGCUAUUCUUCAAUGGGUAUUGGAUAUUCUUACCUGGCCAGUUCUCAGUAACGAAUUUAUUCACUACAUACUUCUCUACUGUCCUCUUUGUCGUGCUCUACUUUUCCUGGAAGUUUAUCAGGGGUACCAGCUUCAAGUCAAGCACAGAGGCAGACAUUACUACUGGGAAGGCAGCCAUUGAUUUUCAGGAAGAAUUAGAAAUUGAAGAAGAUAGAAAAGCAAAGGAAAAUCUCGGGAAACGUUGGAAAUAUGGUUACAAGGUUUAUGAUUUCUUAUUUACAUGA
Molecule: messenger RNA, 1782 nt
Organism: Lizanozyma spartinae
Lineage: Eukaryota; Fungi; Ascomycota; Pichiomycetes; Serinales; Debaryomycetaceae
Exons: 1
Coding region: 1-1782 (593 amino acids)
Biological process (GO): amino acid transmembrane transport
Cellular component (GO): membrane
Molecular function (GO): amino acid transmembrane transporter activity
Source: RefSeq, a predicted model, not a curated record